AUGUCGUGCGGUGUUAGACAGGGGUCUGUUCUUGGACCCCUCUUGUGGAACAUAGGGUACGACUGGGCCCUUCGCGCCGAUUUCUCCCCCGGGCUGGGUGUAAUCUGUUACGCAGACGAUACCCUGGUGACAGCCCGGGGGGCAAACUUCCAAGAGGCGGCACGCCUGGCCACAGGGGGAGUCUCCCUGGUGGUCGGGCGCAUUGAGGCGCUGGGCUUACGAGUGGCCCUAGAUAAGACGGAGGCCCUGUUAUUUCAUGGGCCCCGUCGUGGUCCACCCCCUGGCGCCUCAAUCGUGGUCAACUCGGUCCUCGUACCGGUUCGGGCCCAGAUGAAAUAUCUGGGCCUGAUCCUCGACGGGAGGUGGCUCUUCGACGAGCACUUCCGACAGCUUGCUCCAAAGCUGGUUGGCGCUGCGUCUGCCCUAGGGCGACUUUUGCCCAAUUUGGGUGGACCCAGCGUCGCGACAAGACGGCUGUACACGGUGGUUGUCCGGUCAAUGGCACUAUACGGUGCACCGGUGUGGGCGGCGGCUCUGACCGCCCAGAAUAGGGCACGCCUCUGGCGCCCUCAGAGGGUAAUGGCGGUCAGAGCCAUACGCGGUUACCGCACCGUGUCGACGGAGGUGGCGUGCGCGUUGGCCGGAACUCCCCCGUGGGAUUUGGAGGCGGAAGUGCUCGCCGAAGUUUAUCGGCGAGUGGCUGACUCCCGGGCGGAGGGCGAAAUCAGCCGAGGAUGUGCGCGAGUGGCGCGAAGCCGCUCGCCGAGCCACGAUGGCUCGUUGGUCGUUCCGGCUGGAGACUCCACGCGCUGGCUUCGCCGCCGUGGAGGCUCUCCAUCCGGUCAUCACCGAGUGGGCAGGGCGGCAGCACGGGACCCUUACCUUCCGGCUGACGCAGGUGCUUUCCGGGCACGGUUGCUUCGGAAAGUACCUACACUCGGUCGCUAG
Messenger RNA from Arctia plantaginis, 948 nucleotides. NCBI's taxonomy places the organism in Eukaryota, Metazoa, Arthropoda, Insecta, Lepidoptera, Erebidae. The record is from the annotation of a GenBank genome assembly.